This is a messenger RNA of Sclerotinia borealis F-4128, 699 nucleotides long. Lineage: Eukaryota; Fungi; Ascomycota; Leotiomycetes; Helotiales; Sclerotiniaceae. The record is from the annotation of a GenBank genome assembly.
AUGCCUCAAACUUCGACAUUCGGCACAGAAAGUGCAGCCAACAAAGCCAUCGGUGGCAUUCCUACGAUUCACUAUUUCGAUUACCAAUCCCGAGGUCGAGGCCAAGUAGUUCGAUUGUUGCUCAUCGACGCGGGAGCUGCGUUUAAGGAUACCCGAUAUACGUUUCAAGAAUGGCCAGAACAUAAAAGCAAGGGGACGCUUGCAAAGUUGAAUCCUACCGGAAAUAUACCUGUGGUUGUGAUGCCAGAUGGGAAGGUCUUGCAGCAGAGUUAUGCCAUUAUUAGGCAUUGGUCAAGAAUGCUUGGUGCUUAUGAUGGGAAGACUGAGGACGAGAAAUACUGGGCUGAUGCCAUCUGCGAUAUCGUUGUUGAUUGGCGAACACUGUUCAUUUCCGCCUUUUUUUCUAAAAAUCAAAAGGAAGAUUAUCCAAUUCAUCAGCAAGGCGAUCGAAAUAGAUACCUUGCUGCGAUCGAAACACAUUUGAAGAGCUCGGAGCUGUCUAAACAAGGCGCUUUCAUCAUUGGCAAAGAGAUCACAUAUGCAGAUAUGGUGUUAUAUCAACAGCUUCACGAUGAGAGUCUUACACAAGAUGGGCGAAAGGAAUUGAAAGAAUAUCCGAGAUUGGUGCAAUUGGUUGAUGCUGUGGAGAGCAGACCAAAUAUCAAGGAGUUCUUGAGCAGUGAUGCUUAUCUUGGUUAG